Molecule: messenger RNA, 2631 nt
Organism: Fragaria vesca subsp. vesca
Lineage: Eukaryota; Viridiplantae; Streptophyta; Magnoliopsida; Rosales; Rosaceae
Product: tuftelin-interacting protein 11-like
Exons: 1
Coding region: 1-1926 (641 amino acids)
Biological process (GO): spliceosomal complex disassembly
Cellular component (GO): U2-type post-mRNA release spliceosomal complex
Molecular function (GO): nucleic acid binding
Source: RefSeq, a predicted model, not a curated record
AUGGCAGAAGACAACCACGAGUGCGGAAAACGCAGGAGGCAAGACGGCAACGUCGAUGGCCUUGGUCUCACUGCCGGAAUCGGGAUGAAGAUGCUGAAGAACAUGGGCUACAAAGGAGGCGGUCUUGGCAAGAACGAACAGGGAAUGCUCAACCCCAUUCAACCCAAAUUGAGGCCAAAGAAUUUAGGCAUGGGUUUCCACGAUUACAAGGACACCAAAACCGACCUACCCAAUUCGCAAGAAGCAUUUGUUGAGGUCCAAAAGCCUCCACUCGCCAAGACUGACAUGCCAAUUUGGAAGAAGAACGUUAUUAACAAGCAGCACAAGGAUUUCUGUUUGGCGGAGUUCUUGGCCCAGAAGAUGGAACAAGAACAGGGUGUUGUUGUUGAUGAGCUUUCCAAUUUGGACAAUGAGAUUAAUGCUGUUUUGAACCGACUGAAGGAAGCAAAUUACAUGGGAGAAUUGACAUUGGAAUCGCUGGCCGAUGAGUUUGGUGACAUUCGGAGGAGGUACACUGACGAUUGUAAGUUACUUGACUUGUCUCGAAUUGUGUUUUCAUUUGCAAAGCCUUUGUUUAACGAGAUGUUUCAGGGUUGGGAUCCUCUGCAGAAUCCUUGGCUUGGUUUCGACAUUGUGUCCGCCUGGAAGGGUUUGCUGCAUGAAGAGAAAUGUUAUUAUACCGAGUUAAUUAGAGAGAUUGUGUUAUCUGAAGUGAGGAUGACUGGCCUCAAUAGUUGGCAGGCUGAGGAGCCUGAACCGAUGCUCGCGUUUUUGGAGGCCUGGAAGGAGUUGCUGCCCGGUUCUGUUGUUCAUGACAUAUUGGAUAUGGUGGUCUUGCCUGAAUUGAGGGUUUCUAUACAGUUGUGGGAACCAAACUUGGGAAGUGUUCCUAUCCAUUUGUGGGUGCAUCCAUGGCUGCCAUUACUGUUUGAGUUGGGAAAUGAGUAUCAAUUGGAGUUGGAGGAGUUGUUUGGAACAAUGAGGUUGAAGUUGUGUAACUUUCUUAGCUCAUGGCACCCGAGUGAUGGGUAUGGUUAUAACAUAGCGUCACCGUGGAAAGCAGUGUUUGAUUCUACCACUUGGGAGUUGCUUAUGUUUAGAUAUGUAGUUCCCAAGUUGGAGCUGGUGCUACUAGAAGAUUUUGAAGUGAACCCUGCCAAUCAGAAGCUUGAUCAGUUUAAUUGGGUCAUGAGGUGGGCGUCUGCUAUUCCUAUGCAUCUGAUGGUCAAUGUGAUGGUGAAGGGUUUCUUCCCAAAGUGGAUAGAGGGUUUGCAUUUAUGGUUGAAAACCAAUCCAAAGUUUGAAGAUGUUGCCAAUUGGUAUAGGGAUUGGAAGGAACUUAUCCCUAAAGAGUUUUAUGCGAAUGAAAGUAUUGGUCGUCAGCUUGAGUUUGGUCUUGGUAUGAUGAACCAGGCUGUUGAGGAGAUGGAGGUUGCCCGACCUGGUUUGGAAGAGAAGUCUAGGGUAGCUGGAAAAAGGCAGGAUAAAGCAGUACCAGCAACCCAAACAAACUUGGAGGCCCAAACCAACAUGGAUGACAUUGAUCAUGAGUUGAAUUUGAAAGAGAAGGGUAAGAUUGAUCAAGUGCAAUUUGAGGCAAAGAAGAGAGCAGUAGCUUUUUUAGCCAAUGCGAAAUUGGGCAGCACAACUGAUGUGGAUGACAUUAGUCAUCAAAUGACCCUGAAAGAUGUUAUUGAAGCAGAAGCACAGGAACAUGGCUUGCUAUUUAGGCCUAAACCUGGGCGAAUGUAUGAUGGUCACCAGGUAUAUGGGUUUGGUAGCGUAAGCAUAAUGGUGGACUUUCGAAAAGAAAAGAUAUAUGCUCAAACAGAAGAGACUUGGUCUCUUGUGUCCCUUGAGAGGCUACUUGAGUUGCACAAGAACAAGGAGACGAUGAGUUCCCGAAUGAGGCCUCUACACACUUGAUGGAAUAGGAGGAACUCAGUUUUUGUCAAUACCAGCAUUUGUUAAGAGUCGCUCGUUUAUCAUGGUGGUGUAAAACAUACAUAAUAUGAUAAAGGUUUAAUAAUUUCAUAUGAUUUUGGAUUAUUUGUGCCCUGCCUCUGGCAAAUACAUGAGAAUUGAUCAACUGUUUACUUUAGUUUCUUGAUAGUUGAUGAAACAUGAUGGCCUUUGUUGGAUCCUGUUGCUGAAACUUCUGCCAUUUUUCUGUUCAUAACAUGUGGAAUUGGAUUGUUCAUGUGUCGGAAUAACACUAUACUGGCCUGCUUUACUGUUAGACUAUCAAGAAGCUUGAUUUUGGCCCUCUAUUGAAGCUCCUUUCUGUUGCGGUCCUUGAUGAGCAGCUUCAAUGUCCAAUCCCCUGUGCAAACAAGCUGCUACUGGGUGAUAAAUUAACUAUCUGGCUCAAAUUUUUGCUUUGGAUUAUUCAUACGAAUGCAUGCACUUAUGCAGGUUCUUUUGAAGCGGCUCUGGUAGAUGCAUCUGUUAAUAGAGAACCUCUGGUAAGGUUUUCUGUCAACUUCUGCUCACCCUUUCUCUCAAAUGAUGCUGAACAGCUGAAGCCUGUAAAUGGAGUCCGAUAGGGGCCAUUAGCAUUUCUCUAAGAUUGAGAACUUCAAUAGGCCACGUUUUAAGGCAAAAUGCUUACAAUUCUGCAUGGGUGCAGAA